Molecule: messenger RNA, 2074 nt
Organism: Polistes canadensis
Lineage: Eukaryota; Metazoa; Arthropoda; Insecta; Hymenoptera; Vespidae
Product: smad nuclear interacting protein 1
Exons: 2
Coding region: 139-1212 (357 amino acids)
Biological process (GO): miRNA processing
Cellular component (GO): nucleus
Molecular function (GO): protein binding; mRNA binding
Source: RefSeq, a predicted model, not a curated record
GCAAACAGACGCCAUUACGUUUUCUGAUUUCUUGCAGAAAAAUUUGUGUAUACAUUGAAAAACUUAAUUUACAAAAUAAAAAUAAAGUCAAAAGUUUAGUGAUUAUCUUACAAGAUUAUACUUACUCAAUAUUGAGAAAUGCCGUCGAACAGCAGUUCUAAUGGUAGCAGCGAUGAAAGUCGUGAUGGUAGAUCACACAGAAGUUCUAAAAGGAAACGAGAGUAUAGUCUCGUUCAGGAUAGACGAAAUAGUAGGAAAGAAACGUCGAGCAAAACAAAAAUCCACAAAGAUUCUAGAAGUGGAAGAGAUGUACAUAAGAAUAAUAGAGAUUCAAGAAAAGAUGGCAAUGAAAGGACACAUCGAGAGAGAGACAGAGACAUGGAUCGGGAUUGGGAUAAACGAGAGCGGCUAGAGGAUUCCAGAUCCAGUUUCCGUGAUUAUUCUAGGAGGCAAGAGGAUAGGCAGAAUAAUAAAAGAAGAUACGAAAGAUCACAAGUAAGAAGGGAAGAUGUUCGAUCAAAACUAAAUGAGAACGAGGAUAAAACAGUAGCAAUGAAAAAUACAUGUGAGUCUGAUAGAAGACAAGAAAAGCAUGAUAGACCAAAUAAAUUUCAAGCAGACGAUUUGAAUAGAAAUAAAGAACAAGAACUGCAAUGGGGUAAACAAUAUUCAAAGGAUAAAUCAAAGCCGGUGCCUCAAGAUAAAGAGAAACCUAGUUUUGAACUAUCUGGGAAAUUGUUAGAAGAUACAAAUAUAGUUAAUAAUGUUGUAAUUAAGUAUGCAGAGCCAUCAGAUGCAAGGAAACCAAAACGAAGAUGGAGAUUAUAUCCUUUCAAAGGGGAAAAGGCUUUGCCCACUCUUUAUGUUCAUAGACAAUCUGCAUAUUUGAUGGGUAGAGAUAGAAAAGUUGCAGAUAUACCAAUAGAUCAUCCAUCAUGUUCUAAACAGCAUGCAGCUUUACAAUAUCGUCUAGUUUCAUUUCAAAAAGAAGGUGGAAGUGAAGGAAAAAGGAUACGUCCAUACUUAAUUGAUUUAGAUUCCGCAAAUGGAACUUUUGUUAAUAAUGUAAAAUUGGAACCAAGAAGAUUCCACGAAUUGUUGGAAAGAGAUGUACUGCGUUUUGGUUUUAGUUCUCGAGAAUAUGUUUUAUUACAUGAAUUCAGUAAAGAUGAUUCAUUAGAUGACGAUGUUCCAAUGCCCCAAACAACCUAGAAAACACGAAUAUUGUUAUCAAUGUUUUGUAUAAGACGUUUUGGAUGGAUCUGUAAAAUGUAUAUUAUGUAAAAUUAUAAUAGAUUCAAAAAUUUGUACUGUAAGAAAUUAUCAAUCAUGAGAUUAAAUGAAAGCAUAAUUUCCUACAUACAUUUGGCCAGAAUAUAAUUACAUAAUUAUUGGAGUUGUAAAUUUUGAACGAAUAAUGUGAUGUAUUCUUUAUAUUCUCUUUGAAUAGUAAAAAUGUAAAAUUUAUUAGCAAAUUUCUAAUAUUGUGUUGGCAAGUAUGAAAUUUGUAGUGAGUUAUAUCCAGAAAUUUCAUACUUGAUGACCCAGUAUAUAUGAAUGGUUUGGAAGAAGCCAAUAGGCUUGCAUAGUUUUCAAUUUUUGUGUGAUGGAAGAAGGACCUAUAUUGCAUAAAUAAUAAUUUCACUUGUUACUCUUUUUUUGCUCUCUUGAGAAAUUUCCAAUAUAUAACAGACUUUUCUUCCAAACACUUUUAUUCAUAUAUAUAUAAAAGUAUCUAAUAAGUAGAUAUUAAUUACUUAACAAAAUCUGUAUAUGUUUAGUUCUUUUUCUUCAAAUAGUAUAAUUUAAAAUUCGUUGGCGAAUAUAUUUGUGAAUAUAUAUUUAUGUAUAAUAGGUAUUCGCGUAGUUCAGGUGGUAGAGCGUUUGUUCUGAAAGAGAAAGGUUUUGCAUACAAAUCUUGGUCUAGACGACUCGACGCUCAAAUUUUUUAUAAGCUCUGUUUGAAGAAUCCGCUAUUAUGUAGGAUUUUGUAUUAUACCUAUAUUAAAUACUUCUACACAAUUUGUAUAUUUCUAGCUUUUUUUCUUCAUAUAGUAUUUAUUUAAAAUUCGUU